Molecule: messenger RNA, 871 nt
Organism: Teleopsis dalmanni
Lineage: Eukaryota; Metazoa; Arthropoda; Insecta; Diptera; Diopsidae
Product: RIP-like protein
Biological process (GO): protein import into nucleus
Cellular component (GO): nucleus
Source: RefSeq, a predicted model, not a curated record
AAAUUAAUAAUACUUAUUUGAUAUAAGUUCCACAUUGCACAUAUACUUGAGUUCCACACAAAGUGGCAACAACUGCAGAUGGCUGUGCAAAUGAUCAGCUGUUGUGCAAAACAAAUCAAAAUUACGCGCCUUUGUGGAAGGCGAGUACAUUUCAUCAUUUUCGAUUUAAAGAUUUUAUUUUAAAAAUUUUGUGUACUUUGGUAUAAAAUAAAAAUUUAUAAAAACAAUGUCACUGAAUUGUCCAACUAGUCCAGUUUAUCGCACAAGUGCAGAGCAGAAGUUGCAGUCGAAGAAUGCAGCUAAACGGUAUCGUUAUGGAAACAAAUUAUUGAGAGACACAUUGCGUGAAAAAUGUCGCAUACGUAUACGCGAUGCACGUCAACUUGGUUUCGAACAAUCCCGUCUUCUAAUGCAACAAGUUUUACGUGAUGAAUUGGCGGAAAUUGAAAGUGAUCUAAAAUUGCAGGAGGAAAUCUAUAAAGAACUCGAAGAUGAGCUAAAUGAUUGGUAUUUAGAACAAUUUGAAGAAGAAGAGAAAUAUAUUAUAAAUGUAGGUGAGGACAGUGCUGCAUUUUGUCCAAUAUGUCAACGAGCAACUUUAGAACCAAGCGGUGUCAGUAAGAUUAUCAGCUGCAAGUGUGGUUCGAAUUUCUUUUAUGAUGGUGUUUUGAACGAAUUGGUUACUAAAUUGCAGUCAAAAGUUGAGAAACAUGAACAGAAUUGUGCUCAGCGCUUAAUAUUUUUUAUUGAACCAAAUAUUUAUAAUCAAAAUAUUUUGAAUGCAAUGUGUGAUAGUUGCGAUUAUUUCUGUAAUUUUUAAUUUAUUUUAUUUUAUAAAUAUUGUCUUUAUUUUUUGUUAUAUAUGAUUGAA